Messenger RNA from Recurvomyces mirabilis, 1002 nucleotides. RefSeq names its product alcohol dehydrogenase (gene ADH1). The transcript is spliced from 6 exons. The coding region runs from base 1 to 1002 and encodes 333 amino acids. The record is from RefSeq and is a predicted model, not a curated record. Gene Ontology annotation, molecular function: zinc ion binding; alcohol dehydrogenase (NAD+) activity. Gene Ontology annotation, cellular component: cytoplasm. Lineage: Eukaryota; Fungi; Ascomycota; Dothideomycetes; Mycosphaerellales; Teratosphaeriaceae.
AUGGCACCAAACAUCCCGGAGAAGCAAUGGGCGCAGGUCAUCGAGAAGACUGGCGGACCAGUCGAGUACAAGGAGAUCCCAGUGGCGAAGCCAGGUCCAGAUGAGGUUCUGGUCAACAUCAAGUACUCCGGUGUCUGCCACACUGAUUUGCAUGCGGUCAACGGCGACUGGCCAUUGCCAACCAAGCUUCCCCUCGUUGGUGGUCACGAGGGUGCCGGUGUCGUUGUUGCCAAGGGCGACCUCGUCCAGGAUAUUGAGAUGUCGGCCGACGAGCCUCUUUGCCCCAAGGCACUCCUCUCCGGAUACACCGUUGAUGGGUCAUUCCAGCAGUACUGCAUUGCAAAGGGUGCACACGUUGCCAGGAUCGAUAAGAGCAUCCCACUCGACGCCAUUGCACCUGUCUUGUGUGCCGGUAUUACCGUCUACAAGGGUCUCAAGGAGUCGGGGGCACGUCCAGGCCAGACAGUCGCCAUUGUCGGUGCCGGUGGUGGGCUAGGUUCUCUUGCCCAGCAGUACGCCAAGGCUAUGGGUCUUCGUGUCAUCGCCGUCGACAGUGGAGAAGAGAAGAAGAAGAUGUCCUUGGAGCAGCUCGGUGCUUCAGCUUUUGUGGACUUUGCCACUAGCAGCAACGUCGUCAAGGAUGUGCAAGCCGCGACUGAGGAUGGUCUUGGACCACACGCAGUCAUCCUUGUGGCUGUGAACGAGAAGCCAUUCCAGCAAGCUGCUGAGUACGUUCGCCCUCGUGGCACUGUCAUCUGCAUCGGUCUCCCAGCCGGCGCCUACCUGCGAGCACCAGUCUUCGAGUCUGUCAUCAAGAUGAUCGUCAUCCGCGGAUCCUACGUCGGCAACCGCAAGGAUACUUCAGAGGCCCUCGAGUUCUACCGUCGCGGCCUGAUCAAGGCUCCGUUCAAGGUUGUCGGUCUGUCUGAGUUGCAAAUGGUUUACGACAAAAUGGCGAAAGGAGAAAUCGCGGGCCGAUACGUGUUGGACACAUCGAAGUAG